UUGACCCCGGAAGUUCGGGCGUGCGCAGAGCCGGGAGCGCUUUGCGACAGAGCCGUAAAGGCGCGCGGGAACAUGGGGCUGUACGCUGUCGCGGCAGACGUGCUGGCAGGCGUGGAGAACCGCCAGGGCUCCAUCAAGGGGCUGGUGUACUCCAGCAACUUCCAGAACGUGAAGCAGCUGUACGCGCUGGUGUGCGAAACGCAGCGCUACUCCGCCGUGCUGGAUGCCGUAAUCGCCAGCGCCGGCCUCCUCCGUGCGGAGAAGAAGCUGCGGCCGCACCUGGCCAAGGUGCUAGUGUAUGAGUUGUUGUUGGGAAAGGGCUUUCGAGGUGGUGGGGGCCGAUGGAAGGCUCUAUUGAGCCGGCACCAGGCGAGGCUCAAGGCUGAGUUGGCUCGGCUUAAGGUUCAUCGGGGUGUGAGCCGGAAUGAGGACCUGUUGGAAGUGGGAUCCAGGCCUGGUCCAGUCUCCCAGCUGCCUCGAUUUGUGCGUGUGAAUACUCUCAAGACCUGCUCCAAUGAUGUAGUUGAUUAUUUCAAGAGGCAAGGUUUCUCCUAUCAGGGUCGGGCUUCCAGCCUCGACGACUUACGAGCCCUCAAGGGGAAGCAUUUUCUCCUGGACCCCUUGAUGGCGGAGCUGCUGGUAUUUCCCGCCCAGACAGAUCUGCAUGAACACCCACUGUACCGGGCCGGACACCUCAUUCUGCAGGACAGGGCAAGCUGUCUCCCAGCCAUGUUGCUGAACCCUCCGCCAGGUUCCCAUGUCAUUGAUGCCUGUGCCGCCCCAGGAAAUAAGACCAGUCACUUGGCUGCUCUUCUGAAGAACCAAGGGAAGAUCUUUGCCUUUGACUUGGAUGCCAAGCGGCUGGCAUCAAUGGCCACGCUGCUGGCCCGGGCUGGCAUCUCCUGCUGUGAGCUGGCUGAGGAGGACUUCCUGGCGGUCUCCCCCUCAGACCCACGCUACCGUGAGGUCCACUACAUCCUGCUGGAUCCUUCCUGCAGUGGCUCAGGUAUGCCGAGCAGACAGCUGGAGGAGCCCGGGGCAGGCACACCUAGCCCGGCGCGUCUGCAUGCCCUGGCGGGGUUCCAGCAGCGAGCCCUGUGCCACGCGCUCACUUUCCCUUCCCUGAAGCGGCUCGUCUACUCUACGUGCUCCCUCUGCCAGGAGGAGAAUGAAGACGUGGUGCGAGAUGCGCUGCAGCAGAACCCUGGUGCCUUCAGGCUAGCUCCUGCCCUGCCUGCCUGGCCCCACCGAGGCCUGAGCACGUUCCCGGAUGCCGAGCACUGCCUCCGGGCCUCCCCUGAGACCACGCUCAGCGGUGGCUUCUUCGUUGCCGUAAUUGAACGGGUCGAGGCGCCGAGUUCAGCCUCACAGGCUAAAGCAUCAGCACCAGAAUGCACACCCAGCCCAGCCCCAAAGAGAAAGAAGAGACAGCAAAAAGCCGGAGCCGGUGCUUGCACGCCGCCUUGCACAUAGCAGAGGCUUCGGGCUGACUCCUUCCUGGUAGGAAAGGAAGACGCCUGUCCUCUCCGUGGAGGACCCUGGGCCCUCACCGCAUGCAGUAAUUUGGGUUUUGAAAGGUUAUUGGGUCCUUUCCUUGGGCUGUGUUCUUGCUGGUGAGAAAACUGCCUGCAGAAAUAAAAUGCAGAACGUACUCUAUGGUA
Messenger RNA from Chlorocebus sabaeus (green monkey), 1661 nucleotides. It is a transcript of the gene NSUN5, whose product is annotated as NOP2/Sun RNA methyltransferase 5. Lineage: Eukaryota; Metazoa; Chordata; Mammalia; Primates; Cercopithecidae. Gene Ontology annotation, biological process: rRNA base methylation. The record is from RefSeq and is a predicted model, not a curated record. Gene Ontology annotation, cellular component: nucleolus. Gene Ontology annotation, molecular function: RNA methyltransferase activity.